AGGUAAAAUAGUAUGGCUGUUUUCUUCAAUGGAUGAAAUAAGAAAUGUGAUUCAGAAAUAUUUAAACCUCAGUGAUGAGGUUUUGUCAGAAGUUGUUAAAACCAUCCAAGAUGCUGGAGCUGAAAAUCUCAGUGAAGCCAUUGAAUUUAUUCAGGAGAAAGAUCUUGCUGGCGUUCUUAAGCCCAUACAGAUCCGAAAGCUUUUGAAACGAUGGUCUGAACAAGAUUGCCAGCCGCCUGUGAGAGUGAGCACCGCAGCAACAGUGAGCAAGGCUGAAACAGUUCUGAGGUGUCCGCAGGUACAGGAAAAUGAUCUAGCCUGGCCAUUCAUCCUGGACCUGAAGAUGGAGUCCUUAGACACUGAAAUCAUUCAUGACUUGGAUUCACAGAACCGAGUUAUUGGUAGAAAACGACGAGCAUUAGUGCGCCAUGUGUUGUCACAAAUACAUACAGUGACAAAAAGACCUCAAAAAAAAGAACUGAGAAUCAUUGCCGCACGUAUCAAUUCAAUGUAUCCCAAAGCCAUCACUGAUCACUUUGAUGAAAAUAAAGUUGGCUCAGGAUAUGACACUUUCCUCAAUCAGCUGGUGAACAGGAAUGACAACUUCUAUAGGAAGAAGCUAAGGGUUUUUGGUGAUUGUAUAUAUUCUGCUGGAUCAGCAAGGACAGCCCAAGACUUGGACUGCACUGCGAAUUGGCAGCUAAGUCUUGCAAAGCUGGAACAAGUUGCUGCAUCGUCGCUGCGAGACACACACAAAGCACAUUUACAGCUCUAAAUUUUGUUUAGUCAUGUCCCGGAACUAUAAUUGAUAUUGAU
Messenger RNA from Hyalella azteca, 816 nucleotides. RefSeq lists its product as uncharacterized. The transcript has 3 exons. The record is from RefSeq and is a predicted model, not a curated record. Lineage: Eukaryota; Metazoa; Arthropoda; Malacostraca; Amphipoda; Hyalellidae. The coding region runs from base 29 to 775 and encodes 248 amino acids.